UAAUAUUGUUACAGAAAAUGUCACAUUUCCAUAAUGUAUUUUAUUUCCAGCAGAUGGACACACAAGCAGGAACAUCUCAGAAGGACAUCUAAUGUUACCCCCGGAUUAUGACAUAAAAGAUAAUGACAGAAGACAGGAUUCUCCAGGAGAUAACCCCAUUACCCCAAUUAUACAUCCAGCCCUAUCAGCUGAUCCCUCUGAUCCUGGGAAAUGUUCUCCUGAUCACUCUGAUAUUGGGGCAUCUGUUACAGCUCUGACAGUAGAUACAGUGUUUCCCUGUUCUAUAGAUGCCAAAUGUUUUACACAGAACACAAAGCUCAUUACCCAUCAGCCAGCUAAGGCAGGGGAGAGGCCAUUUCCAUGUUCUGAGUGUGGGAAAUGUUUUACAUACAAAUCAGCUCUUGUUACACAUCAGCGAAGUCACACAGGUGAGAAGCCAUUCCCAUGUUCUGAGUGUGGGAAAUGUUUUACACUGAAAUCACAUCUUGUUGUACAUAACAGAAGACACACAGGUGAGAAACCAUUUUCUUGCUCUGAGUGUGGGAAAUGUUUUACACUGAAAUCACAUCUUGUUGUACAUAACAGAAGUCACACAGGUGAGAAACCAUUUUCUUGCUCUGAGUGUGGGAAAUGUUUUACACAGAACUCACAACUUGUUACACAUCAGCAAACUCACACAGGUGAGAGGCCAUUUCCAUGUUCUGAGUGUGGGAAAUGUUUUACACUGAAAUUAAAUCUUGUUACACAUCAGAAAAGUCACACAGGUGAGAGGCCAUUUCCAUGUUCUGAGUGUGGGAAAUGUUUUACAUGGAAAUCACAACUUGUUCCACAUCAGCGAAGUCACACAGGUGAGAAGCCAUUUUCUUGCUCUGAGUGUGGGAAAUGUUUUACACACAAAUCACAUCUUGUUAUACAUCAGCGAAGUCACACAGGUGAGAGGCCAUUUCCAUGUUCUGAGUGUGGGAAAUGUUUUGCAAACAAAUCAGCUCUUGUUAUACACCAGAGAAGUCACACAGGUGAGAAGUGGUUUUCUUGCUCUGAGUGCAGGAAAUGUUUUACACAGAAAUCAGAUCUUCUUAGACAUCAGCAAAGCCACACAGGUGAGAGGCCAUUUCCAUGUUCUGAGUGUGGAAAAUGUUUUUCACACAAAUCACAUCUUGUUAAACAUAACAGAAGUCACACAGGUGAGAAGCCAUUUACAUGUUCUGAGUGUGGGAAAUGUUUUACACGGAAAUCACAACUUGUUACACAUCAGCGAAGUCACACAGGUGAGAGGCCAUUUCCAUGUUUUGAGUGUGGGAAAUGUUAUACGCAAAAAUCAAAUCUUGUUAGACAUCAGCAAAGUCACACAGGUGAGAGGUCAUUUUCAUACUCUGAGAAAUAAAUCAGCUCUUGUUGCACACAGUAGACAUCACUCAGAUGAGGAAUCAUUUUAAUCUUCUGAAGUAUACUCAUUGCCAUGCGUUGUUUUUCAAGUUUCUUAUCCUUUCUCCUAUGUUUUUGUAAUAUACAUGUUACCACUGGGUGAAAUAAUUAGAUGUCAUGCCAUCAUCUACCACUGCUAUGCAGAUGACCUGUCUUUUGCUCCAGGUACUGAGAACCCAGUCCCAAUCCUAAAUGGUUGUCUAGCUGAGCUCCAGGUGUGGGUGAUGCCAGUUGGCUGUGACUCAGUCCUGGUGAAACAGGUCCAUAUGGUAGGAGCUCACCAACAAAGGGCAGGGCUACAGUUCAGCUUUGCAAACCAACCAGACUUACACUUGGGGGUUCAGAGUUACAAAAUGCUGAUCAUGUGCGGAAUCUUGGUGUCCUGGAUGGUGGAGUGACACUUAGACAUCAGUAUCUGCCACAAUCAGAUCCUCAUCUGAGGAACAUAGCCAGACUCCAGCACGUAAUUCUCUCAGAAGAUCUACCUACACUCAUACAUGUACUUGUAUCAUCAUACAUAGACUACUGUAAUGUCCCCUACCUGGGUCUCCCAGCAAAAGAAUUGCACCGCUUGCAGCUUGUACAGAAUGCAGCAGCCAGGCUGUUACCUAACCAGCCCGUUCCUGCCA
Molecule: messenger RNA, 2054 nt
Organism: Pseudophryne corroboree (corroboree frog)
Lineage: Eukaryota; Metazoa; Chordata; Amphibia; Anura; Myobatrachidae
Product: oocyte zinc finger protein XlCOF6.1-like
Exons: 1
Coding region: 92-1384 (430 amino acids)
Biological process (GO): regulation of transcription by RNA polymerase II
Molecular function (GO): RNA polymerase II cis-regulatory region sequence-specific DNA binding; DNA-binding transcription factor activity, RNA polymerase II-specific
Source: RefSeq, a predicted model, not a curated record